This is a messenger RNA of Tauraco erythrolophus (red-crested turaco), 813 nucleotides long. The record is from RefSeq and is a predicted model, not a curated record. Lineage: Eukaryota; Metazoa; Chordata; Aves; Musophagiformes; Musophagidae.
UCUUCAGACAAGAGCUUGCGGGUGACCAUCGGAGCUUUCGAGCGGCUGCACCGGCUGCUGCGGGAGCGGCAGAAGGUGAUGCUGGAGGUGCUGGAGGCGGACACGGCGCGGACGUUGACCGACAUCGAGCAGAAGAUCCAACGCUACAGCCAGCAGCUCCGGAAGGUGCAGGAGGGCAGCCAGAUCCUCCAGGAACGCUUGGCUGAAGCCAACAAACACAUCUUUUUAGCCGGCAUCGCUUCCCUUUCCGAGAGGCUGAAGGGGAAGAUCCAUGAGACCAACCUGACCUACGAGGACUUUCCCACCUCCAAAUACAUGGGGCCGCUGCAGUACACCAUCUGGAAAUCCCUUUUCCAGGACAUCCAUCCCGGUGAGCGGCGCGGGGAUGGGCUGGCUGCAGGAUCGGAGGGUGUUCGGGUUACCCUCUCCGACGGCUGCCCCGUCGUGGCGUACGGCACCGUGCCCCCCCAGCCGCUUCAGGACUCCUCCAAACGCUUCGACGUGGAGGUCUCCGUGCUGGGUUCGGAGGCGUUCGGCGGCGGCGUCCACUACUGGGAGGUGGUAGUCGCCGAGAAGACCCAGUGGAUGAUCGGUUUGGCCCACGAAGCCGUCGCCCGGAAAGGCAACAUCCAAAUUCAGCCCAGCCGAGGGUUUUAUUGCAUCGUCAUGCACGACGGGAACCAGUACAGCGCCUGCACCGAGCCCUGGACCCGGCUCAACGUCGCCAACAAGCUGGAGAAGGUGGGCGUCUUCCUGGACUACGACAAGGGGCUCCUCAUCUUCUACGACGCCGACGACAUGUCCUGGCUCUAC